AUGAUUUUAGUCGUUAUAGCAAUUCUUCGUCACAGAGCUGUUACACAGCCACUUCAACCAAGAUUAAGCGGCAAAAAGCUGCAAUAUGUCAUUGCAUUGCUUUACAUGGUUCCUUUAAUUGUCAAUAUCCCAACAUUUCUCUCCCAACAGUUUACUAGUGCAGGGCUAUGUACCAACAAAUGGGAAGAUAACAUAUAUUUUUCUAUAUAUGGUUGGAUUGUAAAUAUUGCUAUUAUAUUAGUCUCUAUGAUGUUUCUUAUUGUGCUUUAUGUAAAGAUGUGUUACUCAUUGGCUCUUCAUCAGAAAAACCUCAGGAGAUUAUUUUCCCCAGAAACAACAAAUCUCUCAGACGAUGCAACAGAAAGAGUAACCAGAAGUCAUCAACAUUUGCGCAUUGAAAAAAAUACAAAAAUGAUAACUGUCAGUAUGGUGGUUCUAGCACAGUUCUUCACUGCAGUUGCACCAGUAUGUGUGCUGGAAAGAUUUAACAGUGCAUUCGGUGGUGAUGAAUAUCAGUUUCAUCUGAUGCGGAUGAUGCCGGUAUAUUUUCUUGUAUCUUGCUCAUUCAAUCCCAUCGUCUAUGGAAUUGGAGACAAAACAAUCCGUGAAGGAUACUGA
Messenger RNA from Paramuricea clavata, 618 nucleotides. Lineage: Eukaryota; Metazoa; Cnidaria; Anthozoa; Malacalcyonacea; Plexauridae. The record is from the annotation of a GenBank genome assembly.